Messenger RNA from Chrysoperla carnea, 945 nucleotides. RefSeq names its product zinc finger protein 525-like. The transcript has 3 exons. The coding region runs from base 1 to 945 and encodes 314 amino acids. Gene Ontology annotation, biological process: regulation of transcription by RNA polymerase II. Gene Ontology annotation, molecular function: DNA-binding transcription activator activity, RNA polymerase II-specific; RNA polymerase II cis-regulatory region sequence-specific DNA binding. Lineage: Eukaryota; Metazoa; Arthropoda; Insecta; Neuroptera; Chrysopidae. Gene Ontology annotation, cellular component: nucleus. The record is from RefSeq and is a predicted model, not a curated record.
AUGGAUAAUUUUGAAUCCAUGUGUCGGACAUGCUCAUAUACAGGCGAAUUACAAUCGUUAUUUGGAGAUAAACAUAUGAUUAUUGCUGAAAUGUUAAACGAAAUGGUUGAUUUAAAAGUUAUUAAAGAAUUCCCAACCAAUUUCGAUAUAAAAGAACUUGAAAUUGAUUCAAAGGAAUCGAGUGUAUUAUUAAUUCAUCAAGAAAGUGGUGCUCUAGAAAGUGAUUGUAAAGAUGAAGCAGAGAAUAUUUCUUUGGAACAGGAAUUUUACAAAGAUAAACAUGAAGAAAUUCAGCGGCGAAAACAACAUUUACGAUCGCAUACGAAAGAAAAACCAUUUGAAUGUGAAAUUUGUGGUGCAAAAUUUUCAUCACGUUGGAAUUGUUUACGACAUACGAAAUUACAUUCGGGUAAUAAAUCAUAUGCGUGUGAUAUGUGUGAUCGAAAAUUCUAUGAAAAAUAUGAAUUAGCUGCACACAAAAGUAGUCAUUCUACGGAAAAACCGUUUAAAUGUGAAUUGUGUACGAAGCGAUACAAAAGAAAAUCACAUCUUGAUAUGCAUAUCGCAUAUGUACAUGAAAAAUCGAAAAAAUACGCACAAAAAAUGAAUGAUAAAAAACGACAUUUAUGUAAUCAUUGUGGAAAAACAUUUUCCAUAAAACCACAAUUGGAUAGGCAUGAAUUAAUUCAUAUGGGUAUUAAACCAUUUAAAUGUAAUCAAUGUUCGUUAAGUUUUCGACAGAAAUCACAUUUACAAACACAUCAUUUAACGCAUACUGGUGAAAAACGAUAUCAGUGUUCGGUAUGUGCGAAAAAAUUUGCUGCAAAUGGUAAUUUAACGAUUCAUAUGAGAAUACAUACGGGUGAAACACCGUAUGUUUGUUCGAUUUGUAAAAAAGGGUUUUAUGAUUCGAGUAGUUUGAAAAAGCAUAUAACAAAUCAUUAA